This is a messenger RNA of Raphanus sativus (radish), 2283 nucleotides long. Its product is annotated as mitogen-activated protein kinase 9. Gene Ontology annotation, cellular component: nucleus; cytoplasm. The coding region runs from base 278 to 2083 and encodes 601 amino acids. The record is from RefSeq and is a predicted model, not a curated record. Gene Ontology annotation, biological process: protein phosphorylation; intracellular signal transduction. NCBI's taxonomy places the organism in Eukaryota, Viridiplantae, Streptophyta, Magnoliopsida, Brassicales, Brassicaceae. Gene Ontology annotation, molecular function: ATP binding; MAP kinase activity. The transcript has 11 exons.
UAACGCACGUGCCAAAACCCUUUCACCCUUCAUCUUCUUCUCCUUCUUCCUUCCUUCCGCGUCCAUCGGAGAAGACAGAGGGAAAGAAAAAUAAUGGGGAGACCUGAGAAAGAGAGGAAAGCACGCCAUACCUGAGAGCUUCGUGAAGAGUUGAAAACAUUUUAGUAAUAAUUAAUUAAUUAUUAUUGUCAAUUUCUGAUAAUAAUAAUAUAUUGUUAAAUUUAGGAAAGAAGAAGAUAAAAAAAAAAAGAGGUGUGGUGGUGGAGGUGUUUGAUGGAUGGGUGCUACUCACAGCACCAGCGUUAAUAAUAAUCAAUCUCAUUCUCAUUCUCAUUCUCAUUCUCAUUCUCGGAAUCAUUCGACCAAUACCUCUCGACAGUGUGGUGCGAGUGAUCGAUUAGCUGUCAGCAAUUUGCGGUCUCAGCUCACUACUAUUUAUAGAAACCACGAGGACGACGAAGAAGAAGACGAAGACGAAGACACCAAAGAGGAAGAAGCGAGAAGAUUCGCCCUUGUUAGAGAUUUUGAUUUGUCUGGUUUGAAGCCCAUUAGGGUUCCAAGAAGGAAUCAUAUUCUCAUGGAUCCUCAUAAAAAGGUUGCAUUGGAGACUGAGUUCUUUACCGAAUACGGUGAAGCCAGUCGGUACCAAAUCCAAGAAGUUAUAGGGAAAGGAAGUUACGGGGUUGUGGCCUCUGCAAUCGACACACACACCGGCGAAAAGGUUGCCAUCAAGAAAAUCAACGAUGUCUUUGAGCACGUCUCUGACGCUACGAGGAUUCUUAGAGAGAUCAAGCUCCUCAGGCUCCUCAGGCAUCCUGAUAUAGUGGAGAUUAAGCACGUCAUGCUUCCUCCUUCUCGCCGUGAGUUUAGAGACAUUUACGUUGUUUUCGAGCUUAUGGAGUCAGACCUUCACCAAGUUAUCAAAGCUAACGAUGAUCUUACGCCUGAGCAUUACCAGUUUUUCUUGUACCAGCUUCUCCGUGGCCUGAAAUUUAUUCACACAGCCAAUGUGUUUCACCGUGAUUUGAAACCCAAAAACAUUCUAGCCAACUCUGAUUGCAAGCUGAAGAUUUGCGACUUUGGACUUGCUCGUGUGUCGUUUAACGAUGCACCUUCUGCUAUAUUCUGGACUGACUAUGUCGCUACAAGAUGGUACCGUGCACCAGAACUUUGUGGCUCUUUCUUCUCCAAAUAUACCCCAGCCAUUGAUAUAUGGAGCAUAGGAUGCAUAUUCGCAGAGAUGCUUACCGGGAAGCCGUUGUUUCCUGGGAAGAACGUGGUGCACCAAUUGGAUAUUAUGACUGAUUUGCUUGGUACUCCUUCACCCGAAGCUAUCUCAAGGAUUCGUAAUGAAAAGGCGAGGAGAUAUCUCGGGAACAUGAGGAGAAAACCGCCAGUUCCAUUCACUCACAAAUUUCCUCAUGUAGACCCGUUGGCUCUUCGGUUGCUGCACCGCCUUCUUGCAUUUGAUCCCAAAGACCGUCCCACAGCUGAAGAGGCACUGGCAGAUCCUUACUUUUAUGGACUGGCAAACGUGGAUCGAGAACCAUCUACUCAACCGAUUCCGAAACUUGAGUUUGAGUUUGAAAGAAGGAAGAUAAUGAAAGAAGACGUCAGGGAAUUGAUCUACAGAGAGAUAUUAGAGUACCAUCCUCAGAUGCUACAAGAGUAUCUUCGAGGUGGAGAACAGACGAGCUUCAUGUACCCUAGUGGUGUUGAUCGGUUUAAGAGACAGUUUGCACAUCUUGAAGAACACUACGGUAAGGGUGAGAGAAGCGCUCCUCUUCAACAACGACAUGCUUCUUUGCCUAGAGAGAGAGUACCUGCGCCUAAGGAAGAGAACAGACCUGCAGCUUCUUUAGCCACUACUCCCGAGAGCCCUCAAAAUUCUCAACACGAGGGCUCGAAUUACAUGAACGGAAUGAGCCAGACGGGUUACAGUGCCCGGAGCUUGCUUAAAAGUAACAGCAUCAGUGCAUCUAAAUGCAUUGGCGUGAAACAAAGGAACCAGUCCGAGCACGGGGAAACGAACAAUGAUGCAAGUGAUGCUUUGUCUCAAAAGGUUGCGGCUCUCCACACUUGAUUGUGAUGUUAUGGGGAGUGAAACUUCUUGCUAACAGUAGGGGCUGAUUCAUAUACACAUCUCUCACAGUGAAGAGAAAGAAGAAGAGAAGAGUAGCAUGUGUCUCUAGUUCUGUACUGCAUACAUUUACAAACUAAUCUUUAUAACUUCUGAGAGACAUGAGUUGUUGUCUGAACAAAAGAAAACCUUAAACCUUCAAU